Condylura cristata (star-nosed mole) is the source of this 918-nucleotide messenger RNA. RefSeq names its product olfactory receptor 10W1-like. The transcript has a single exon. The record is from RefSeq and is a predicted model, not a curated record. Gene Ontology annotation, cellular component: membrane. Lineage: Eukaryota; Metazoa; Chordata; Mammalia; Eulipotyphla; Talpidae. Gene Ontology annotation, biological process: G protein-coupled receptor signaling pathway. Gene Ontology annotation, molecular function: G protein-coupled receptor activity; olfactory receptor activity. The coding region runs from base 1 to 918 and encodes 305 amino acids.
AUGGAAUUUGUGUUUCUGGCCUAUCCCUCCCACCCAGAGAUUUGCAUCUUAUCCUUCCUUGGAGUCAGCCUGGUUUAUGCAUUCGUCAUCACUGGCAAUGCGCUCAUCAUGGUGACCAUCCAGACAGAAGCCCGUCUACACACACCCAUGUACUAUUUCCUGGGCAGCCUCUCAGGCAUAGAACUAUGCUACACUGCCGUGGUGGUGCCUCACAUGAUGGCCAAGCUCCUGCAGUCGGACAAGACCAUCACCCUGCUGGGCUGCGCCACCCAGAUGAUCGUCCUCAUUGGACUCGGCAGUGCUGACUGCUUCCUCUUGGCCGUCAUGGCCUAUGACCGGUACGUUGCUAUUUGCCACCCCUUGCAAUACCCACUCAUCGUGACCCUGACUCUUUGUGUCCGCCUGGUGGUGGCCUGUGUGGUCAGCGGCCUGUUCCUGUCAUUACAAUUAGGGGCCUUCAUCUUCUCUCUGCCGUUCUGCCGUUCUCGGGGUAUCCAGCACUUCUUCUGUGAUGCGCCACCAGUGAUGCGUCUCGUGUGUGCCAAGAGUCACAUCCAUGAGCAGUCAGUGCUGGUGGCGGCCACUCUGGCCAUUGCUGUGCCUUUCUUCCUCAUCACCACCUCCUACGGCUUCAUCGUGACCGCCGUACUCAAAAUCCACUCUGCAGCUGGCCGCCACCGGGCCUUCUCCACCUGCUCCUCCCACCUCAUGGUGGUUUUGUUGCAGUACGGCUGCUGUGCCUUCAUGUAUCUGCGCCCUAACUCCAGCUACAACCCCAACCAUGACCAGUUUGUGUCGCUGGUAUACACCCUGGGAACCCCACUGCUCAACCCACUUAUCUACACCCUGAGGAACAAUGAGAUGAAGGGGGCCAUCGGGAGAGUCCUUACCAGGAAUUACCUCUCCCACAACAAGUAA